AUGCCACCAGCAUUAUCUACAAUUUCAUCUUUUGGUGAAAUAUUUGGAGGUGGUUCCCUAGGAUUCUUCAACAAUAAUACGCCCAAACAAUUGUGGCCACAAUAUGAACAUACAUUCGGAAUUGUCAUUCAACCCUUUGAACCACCAGCACAAUAUGCCGACUAUUGCAUUAAACUUUCCUUGGGAGAUUUAGUUCUCAUCAAGGGAGAAAACGAAGGAUGGUACAAGGGCGAAAGAUUCCCAAGUAUGCUCAAUCUUGCCCAUCCCUCUCUAAAAUCCAAAUCACCAUCAGGAGCCUCCUCGAGAAGGAAUAACAACAACAAUGGCCUCCUGGGUUCUAGUUCCCUCUCUGAUUCGGAUCCACAAAUUAUUCUACCACCACCCACUUCACCCAAUACUCUCAACAUGAUGCCGACCUCUCCAACAGGUGGUCUCCAACCAACCAAUUAUCUCUCAGCUGCUAUUGUGGCUGCUGCUUCAUCCACCAAUGAUAAUGGUGUUGGAAAUUGGACACAACAACACAAUUCCAUGAUAAUUACUGCAUCAGAUGAUAAGGAAAUUUCCAAAUCGUCAUCAUCCAAGAGAAGGAAGAAUGAUUCUAAUGGAGGUGAUCAACAACAGGACAAGUUGAACAUGACUUCUAAAGGUUUCUUUCCUGCCACUCAUGUGAUUCGAUUUGAUGGAAGUCCAAAUAAUCCCUUCUCUUUGAAUUAUCAACUCUCAACAGGUAUUGAGAAUAAUCCUAAUAGACAAUCAUUGGUACUCAACCAGGAAAUUACUCUAGCUUACAUUCAACAACAAUUGCAAGCCAUGGGUUCUUCACUCAACAAAAUUCACAAGCUUUUAAUUUUGAAGAGCCAAGCCCAAGAGUUGCAAAUUCUUCUAUCUUCUAACAUGAACAGUAAUAAUGGAUCACCAAAUAAUCCAUUCCUUUCUAAUGAAAAUAAUUCUAGUGGUGGCAGUACUCCUGCUGGUACUGUUAAUAGUGGAAAUGGAGGAGGUAUUGUUGUUCCACCUAUAACAGUUUCGUCCUCCUCUAACUCAUCACUCCAGGAUGAGAUGAAUAAUAAUUCAAUCAUUAGCAAUUCAAUUUUGCAAGAAACUGGAUUGACAAGUCCAAGACUUUAUGGAACAACACAACCACAAUCACUUCCAUCAAAUAAUUUAUUUCUUUCUAAUAGUGCAUUUAGCAUUUCGGAUAGUAAUUUACACAUGAAUGGAACUGGACACGUCAGUCCAACAUUUACUUCACCUGCUAAUCAACAUCAACAACAUCGAGCCAAAUCAUUUCGUAGAGGUUUAAUGAAUAGUUUUAGUGCUACCAAACAAAAAUUGGAAAAUUACAUUUCAAAAGAUAAGAGCUAUGAAUCACCAACUCCUUCAGAAAAGUCAGAAAGAAAGCCACUCACACCAACAGUGGAUAAGAGACAAAGUAUUAUCAAUGAUUCCUCAAAGAAUAAGAGAGCUAGUUUGAAUUUGUCAGGUAUGAACUUGUCAAAUGUUUUCUCAGCAAGUGCUAGCAGAGAAGAAUUUUCCAAUCAGAGAACUUCUUCCCUUGCAGAUAACAUCUUUUCCAGUGGUGGUAAUGACAAUGAUAAAUUACUCUCUCCAAAAGGUAGCAAUCAUGACAGAAAAAGAAGCCAAAGCAUUGCUUCCAAUGCAGCUUUUGCCAUAGCUCCAAAGAAUGCAAAUAUUAUCAUUUCGAAUGCAUUGAUAGCUCUUGGAAAUGUCUUUCCAGAACAAAUUUAUGCACAAUCGAACUAUUUGGGAGCUAGUGUUGAAAUCUUGCAAAACAUGUCACAACACUAUCAACGAGAAAUUGUUCCCUUCUUGGAGGAUAAUUGGUUCUCACCAUUUUUGGCUGUUCCUUUCUGCAAGUCCAUGAUUGAAACUGUGUAUGAGUGGAAUUUGAGUCACUUUGAAUCCUUGGUAACUCAGGAAGAUAACAGAGAUCGAUUCAUGAGAGUAUUCGAAAUUGAAGCUAGAAUGAUCAAUUAUCUCAUUGAUUAUUAUUCCUAUCAGAGGAGAGAAGAUUCGGAAAAUUACAAAUCCAGAAUGAAGGAAAUUCUCAAAUCUCAAGUAAGCUUGAGAGAGGAGGGGGCAUCUCUCUUUAGUGAAGAUGUUGUUAUUAAGAAGAAUGGCGAAAAAUUGUCACCUCUCAAUACUCCUCUCUUCGACUUGUACAAAAUGUACUGGGAAACUAUUGACAAGGAGGAGAGUAAUUUGGCCCUUAGCAUUUUAAAGACUAAGAGAAGAUCAUAUAGUAGAAUACCUGAAGGAAACUCUCAAUUGGCCAUAGAAAUUGGAGGCUGUUCCUACUAUUUGAAAGUGGAGUGGAGAUUUAGUUUGUUUGAUAUUUCUACCAAAUCAUUCCUUUCUGAAGAUUUGGUUAUUUUCACAUCGAGCAUGCAUCAUUCUAGAGUGAGUGUUACUGGCCCUGAAGAGGUUUUGAAGAUAGCGACAAAUGCAACUCUUAGACAACGACAAAAUCUCUAUGCACUCUUCAAGGAUGUUUCAAGAGCUUUCAUAGAGAGGGAACAAAUGCUCAUUCUUGUACGUGCCUUCAGAGUGGAGAGAGUUAAAUUGGACACACCAGUCAAUGGAAAGACCUUUUUGGAUUGCAGAAUACCUAUGGCGGUUGGUGUUUCACCAAAACUUACCAAGUCUGUGGUUUCUGAACUUGCUGGUGGUGUCACUCUUAAACAUGAGGUUACCUUUUUCAACUUCAAGAGCAAUGACAAUUUGGAUUCCUUCCUCGAUCAAGUAAUGAAUGAUGAUCAAAAUCUUGAGAGAGAGGAUAUUAUGGGAAUUGAUGUUUCACUCAGUAUGGUCACAGGAGAUUAUCACAAAGCAUACAAGCAAUAUCCUCAACUUUCUCAACUUCCUCUCGUUCCAAUGACAAGAUUCAGCAGUUCUAUCAUAUCGGACGAUAUUAGAAAUGAUAUCUAUAUCAAUGUUAAGAAUGUUCUGAACAAGAAUGUCAAGACUCUCUUUGUCGAAGCUAAGAUGUACAUAAAGGGCAAAGAUGGUAUGACUAUUCAAUGUGAUAUCAAUAGAAAGCAGAGAGUUUACAGAUCUGCUAUUGUGAGAAUGAAAAACCCAUCAUGGAGUGAAAUUCUGUUAGUCAAUGUAAAUUCUCAUCAACUUCAAUCUGCCAUCAUUGUAUUCGAAUUUUAUGUUGUAAAUACCAAGAAGAAUGCAUAUGAAAUUUCACCAGACUUUUUCGCUUACUUCCAUGUUGAUGAUGGAACCAGAACUCUAACACUUGGAAAUGAAACUCAAAUUGAUCCUCUUCCAUGCUAUGAUUUCACAAAGGGCUUUACGAAUAUUCAUGAAUUUGACCAAAAUGAACCAAUCAAACAAAAGUGUCAAAAGAAUGCCAAGCUCUGUCUUGCUGUUAAUGUUGUCUCUACUUCAAUUGCGAUCAAUCCUAAUCUGAGAGACUUUUUAAAGUGGGAUAUUAUGGAUGAAACUAACAUUCAAUCAAUUAUUAACAAUAUUGACUUCAAGACAGUCGAUACGACUAUAUGUUUCCGUGAGAUAAUGACAUCAUUCCUUGGAAUUGCCAACAAGUAUGGCAAACCAAAGACAAGUGAUUCAUUUGAAUUCAAAGAGAGUCAACUUUUACAGAAGGUCUUUGAAAAGAUUUGUAUUUUGUUGGCUCAGUUUGUUGAUUCUCCAGAAACAUCCAUCUCUAUCAUUGAGGAUUUCAAGAAGUCUCUUCAGUACAGUCUGAGUCAUCGUUUCAUACUUUUCUACCUGAAUAAGCAUUUUGAUUUGAUUAAGCUUGAUGAUAUGACUGUAGGAACAAAAGAAAAACUUAUACGUGCCAUCAAAUCUCUUAAUUAUUUACUCAAAAUUGCUGAGAGUUCCCUCACCAACUUUAAACGUAAAUAUCCACAAUUUGCUGAGGAGGAGUUGAGAUUUUUCCAGAAUGAGCUUUCUCUGAUAAAUGUAAAACUUAACCAGCUCAUUCAAAAGCCAGAAACAGAAACAAUAACAAUCUUCAAGUCUGUCAAGAAUGCCCUCUUUGAUACAAUGACACCAGACUUUUUCACAACAGUACGAGAUUUGUUCAAUGAACAUAGAUUAGGAAGAAUUAUUGAAAAGUUUUCCUCUGCCAUACCUGCAGAAGAAUCUUACCGAAAGUUACACUUUUUUGAUAAUAUCAUUUCCUCAGAACCUUUCCAAAAAGGAACACUAUCUAAAACUCUCUAUCCAAUAGUUUUAGAGGCACUUGAGGGUUAUAGUGAAUGUUUCCUCGAACCAAAAUCAAUAUCGAUCAUGAACAAGAUUAUUCAUCUCUUCAAAACUCGUAUGUCACACGAUGGCAAGUCAUUUAAGAGUACUUUUGGACUGGGUGAUUUGAACAUCUCCACAACUUCCGAGCAUCAAACGGAACGAAUGACUGUUGUUAGUGAGGAGGAAACUGACACUGCUCUUCUAAGCAAGGAGCACAGAGAGAAGAUGAAAGAAUGUGCCACAAGUUUGAUUGACUUUUUCGGUUUACUGAGCAUGUUGAAGGAGGCUUUUGAUGUUUCUCUGGAGAGAACAGAAGAAUUGGAGGCAGAAUAUUCCAGAGAGCGAACUGAACAAGAGACAGCCACUCAAACUUUGGAUUCCACUACUAGAGAUGCCAGGACAAAUAAUUCAUUGAUUGCCAAAAAAUUUGAACCAGAAAUCAACCAAGCCAAACGUAUCAGUUGUGAUAUUAUUCUCACCAUUGUUAACUUUUUAGAUCUUUUAACAUUCAAGGGAGUUUUGGAUACUAUCUUUGCAAAUUUGAAUGAAAAUUCACAACUUGCCGAACUCGAUACAAAGGACCUUCUCUUGGAUUUGAUUUCUAUUGUGCUAUCCAAGAAGAACCCACUCCCAAAGAAUUGGACACAACUCAACAUUUACCAAUACGGCACAAUUGCAAACAUUAUUCUAAUGAUUUUCCUAAAGUUGAAAAAGUACAUUACAACCAUGGAAGGUUGCUCCAUCACUACCAUUCACAACUUGUCACAAGAACGAUCCGUGUCAACUAAUUCACCUCCUGCUGAGUUUAAUGUUUAUAGAAUUGUUAAACUCUCUCAAUUGUUGGUUAGGCACUUGUUUGAUGCCAUCUUUAGUUUUGAACCAGAAAAGAUGCCAUCCUAUGACAGAAAACUCUUCCUCAGUCAAAACGAUACUCGUCACGGAAUUCUACAGGUCUUUUAUGAUUGUAUUUGGAGCUUUUCACCACUACAACUGCAAGAAAGUCUCCUUCCUGAUUUAAUCGAAAAGACAAUCAAAUUGUUCAAGAUUCAUGUCUCUGAAAUUGCAUCAGUGGCCAAGAAUUUAUUCUUUGAUUUAUUGAAAUUGGAGCAUAUUUCUAGAAAUUCCUUGUCAUUGUGUGAAGCUGCAACUGAAAGAUUUUUCAGUGAAGUUUCUGGUCUUGAAGGAGUUAGGAGAACAUUCAUUUCAUGUGUUGAAUCCAAGCUCAAAUCUUACAAGGAACUGAUGGUAGAAUUGUUGGGACCUGAGGCAGAGGAUGAAUUUGCAAACAAGAUGGAUGUUUUAAUGGAAUCUCUUCAUCACUUGCUCAAACAAAUUAGAGAUAUCGAGGCUGCCAGCACCAAUGAUCCAAAUACCAUGAAUUUCCAAAAUCAAGAAAAGUCCUUCAAGAACGCUCUCAAAUCCUUCAAGAAGAAUAGCAAUGUUCAAUUGUAUUUCAAGUAUUUGCACUUGUUGGCUAGUAUGCAGAAGAGUAGAAAACGUUAUAUUGAAGCUGGUCUUGCCAUCUUCCAACAUGCACAAAUGUUAAACUUUAAUAGUAACAUUGAGUUGCCUCUCUUCUCUGACAAUUAUCCAGAAGAGCCAGAGUGUACAAGAAAGAUUAAACUCUACAAGGAAGUUAUUGACUUGUUCGAGAAGGGUAAGGAUUGGGAAAGAGCCAUCUCUCUCAAUGAGGAGCUUCGUGUCAUUUACAAGAACAAGAUGAAUUAUGCCGAAUUGUCAGUGGUUCACUCAGAGGAGAGUAAGCUCUACAAGAAGAUUGUCACCUCCAUCAGAGAGUACAACAAGUAUUACUUUGUUGGAUUUUAUGGUAAAUCCAUGUCGAACACAAACUUUAUCUUUAAUGCUCAUCAUCAAAAACUUGCAGAUUUUGUCAACUUUAUCAAACUCAAAUUCAAGGGAGCUACUAUUAAGAGAGAAAUUCCAUCCAGUUUCGAUGAGACUAAAUUCAGAACCAGUGAACAGCAAGUUAUCUUUUUGGCCCCAGUUGAGCCAUCCAGUCAACAGGAAAUUAACUCUUUCAUGGAUGAAACUACUGGGGAGGAUAGUUUCAAAUUAUUAGAUCCAACUAUCUCACCAAAGAUUCAACAAUAUCACAAGAGUCACAAUAUCAAAGUUUUCAAAAGAGUCAAAGUUAAGAGAGAACAAACAGAGGAAAAAUCAGCAAGUGCUGGCAAUAUGGAUGAACCAAAACAAUCAAUGGAUGAUCAAGAUGGCUCAAUUUUCUUCUUUGCCAUCAAGAAACCAUUCCCUAACAUGUACACCAUUCAGGAAGUUCGUGAAAAGAAGCUCUUCAAAUUGAACAGUCUUGAAGUGGCCAUUUACUAUUUAGAAUUGAGAAUUCAUGCUGUUCAGGAAUUGGUCGUUAGCCACAAAUUGAAUGAAAGUAAUUUACUAACAGCCUCUCUUGAUUCUGAGCUGACUGGCCUAAUUGAUCCAAGAAUUCACGGAGGAAUCUACAAGGAUGUGGAACGCUACCUAUCACCAGAGGCUCUCGAAAAUCUCACUGAGGAAAAUCAACUCUUAAUUGAGAAAUACAAGACCAGACUCUCUCAACUUGCCUACCAACUCAAAGAAGGUCUCACACAACGUAGAAAACAUGUCAGUAAGCAAAAUCUCCAAAUGAGUGUCUAUCUUGAGAAGAAGUUUAAGAAUGAUUUAAUUCCACUCUUGGAAAAACAUUCCAUCAAUUGCAAUAUUUAAGAAAACAACAAAUAGUAACGGAGCAAUAUUCUUCUUGUUGUACUCAAUAAGAAUCGGAGAGAAAAUCAAAGCAACGAUACGGAUCAAUUUACUUGUCCUUCCAUCAUCAACAUGAUCAAAUAAUAAAAUAAUCAAAUAAAAACAAAAUGAUCAGCAAUAAU
This is a messenger RNA of Naegleria gruberi, 7124 nucleotides long. RefSeq names its product dedicator of cytokinesis 4. Gene Ontology annotation, molecular function: guanyl-nucleotide exchange factor activity; small GTPase binding. The transcript has 6 exons. Gene Ontology annotation, cellular component: plasma membrane; cytoplasm. The coding region runs from base 1 to 6963 and encodes 2320 amino acids. Gene Ontology annotation, biological process: small GTPase-mediated signal transduction. The record is from RefSeq and is a predicted model, not a curated record. NCBI's taxonomy places the organism in Eukaryota, Heterolobosea, Eutetramitea, Acrasida, Naegleriidae.